GCAAGUACACAAGGUGGAGAAGAAAAUGAGGACAGAGCGAAGAGUAGUUGUGCUCCUCCCUUUGGUGGCUCUAGCGCUGCUGAGCUUUUGUCUAGGGUUUGUUGAUGCGGCGACAUCAAUAUUGCCCAAGCCGGCGAAUUUGAUUCGGAAUUAUUACAAGGUUCACAAUACUUGUCAUGAUGCUGAGGCUUACAUCCGUUACCAAGUGAAGUUGAUGUGGGAUAAGGAUAAGAGCAUCACUCCAAAGCUCCUCCGUUUGCUUUAUUCAGAUUGUUUUGUUACAGGCUGUGAUGCAUCAAUUCUGCUGAAUGUUUCAAAUUCAGAAAGAGAGGCACCACAGAAUCGGGGGCUAGCAGGGUUUGUGAUCAUCGAAAGAAUCAAGACGGUCCUUGAGAAACGCUGCCCUGGUGUCGUCUCCUGUGCUGAUAUCCUAAACCUUGCUACCAGGGAUGCCGUUCAUUUGGCAGGUGCACCAUCUUAUCCUAUUCUGACUGGAAGAAAGGACGGUUUUACAUCAACAGCUGCAUCUGUGGAUCUUCCGUCACCAUCCAUUUCAUGGGAAGAAGCUCUCAGAUACUUUAAAUCCAAAGGCUUAGAUGUGCUGGACAUGGCAACACUACUAGGCACACAUGGCAUGGGAAAAACACACUGUAGAUUCAUAGAAGACAGGCUAUACAAUUUCAAUGGAACCAAAAAGCCAGAUCCAACCAUGGAAAAGUCCUUCCUAAAUGAUAUGAGAAAUCAAUGCCCGCCAAGAACAAAGAAAGGCCAAGGAGACCCACUUAUAUACCUAAACCCAGAAUCAGGCAGUAAUUUCAUGUUCACAGAAACUUACUAUCAAAGAAUCAUAAAACAUCAAGCUGUUCUUGGAGUCGAUCAGCAGCUAUCAUAUGGUGAUGACACCAGGGAAAUUACAGAAGAGUUUGCUAAUGGCUUCGAAGAUUUCCGCAAGUCAUUUGCUCUUUCGAUGAACCGAAUGGGCAAUAUCAAUGUUUUAACUGGAGAUCAAGGAGAGAUACGGGGAAAAUGCAGCAUGGUGAAUAAGAAAUACUAGAAAUAGAUGGGAUUUCAUCUGUUCAUUGAUGGUUUGGUUUCAUAGUGAAAAGAUCAAGGUAAUAUAAUCAUUCAGAUGGUGUUGUUUUGUGCUAUAUAAAGAUAAGUAACCCAUAAUGACAAAAAUUUGGGGGAAAAAAAUGUUCGCUGUUUUAUUCACAAAAUAAGGAAUCUUAACAAAGUUUCAAAUAAUUGUGGCUCCAGUAAUCGCUAUUAGAUUAAUGAAAGUUCCCACAACUUCCACAUAUUUUGACAUAUCUCUCUCUCUCUCUCUCUCCCCCCCUCUCCCUCUGUGUUACCAAAAUUCUGAAAUACCUAAUUGCUCUCCAAUAUAUAUAAUGCAAUAACGAUUGCAAAGUAGAAAAUAAUCAUGUUUGCCAAACCUGUGAGGCAUCCAUGACGGCGAAUCACACCCUGAUGCACUGAAAAUAAAAUAAAAAGGAAAGCUUUUCCCAGCCUACAUGCUUGCCA
Messenger RNA from Ziziphus jujuba (common jujube), 1524 nucleotides. RefSeq names its product probable peroxidase 26. Gene Ontology annotation, cellular component: plant-type cell wall; plasmodesma. The transcript has 4 exons. Gene Ontology annotation, molecular function: heme binding; peroxidase activity. The record is from RefSeq and is a predicted model, not a curated record. Gene Ontology annotation, biological process: response to oxidative stress; hydrogen peroxide catabolic process. Lineage: Eukaryota; Viridiplantae; Streptophyta; Magnoliopsida; Rosales; Rhamnaceae. Bases 26 to 1054 code for a protein of 342 amino acids.